AGGAUUCUGUGGUACUGUGGUCAAAAAGUAAAAUUGACUACUCUAAAAUGACUAAUGCAACAUAGUUUUCGAAGAUGGUGGACGUGUUGGAGGAUGUAAUUAUGGAUGCCGAAGACAGCGGAGAUAUUAUCCCCAAAACUACCGAAGAAAUUGCAGAAUUAAAGAAAGAGAAUGGCAACCAACUCUUCAAAAUCAAACAGUAUAGGUCUGCUUUACCACUAUAUACGGAAGCCAUCAAGUUGUGUCCCCACAUUUCUGCCUACUAUGGAAACCGGGCUGCCUGUUAUAUUAUGCUUAAUCGCUACAAUGAAGCUUUAGAUGAUUCAAGAAGAAGUAUACAGUUGGAUCCUAAUUUUGUGAAGGGGUAUAUCCGUAUUCUGAAAUGCGGCAUAGCUCUGGGAGACUUGGUAACCGCCGAGGGUGCGGCAAAAAAUGCGGAACGUUUGCAACCCGGAUCGGUGAUCAACGAGAUCAGAUCUCUGGAGAAACUCAAACAAUACGAAGCAGACGCGAGAAAGGCGGAGGAGGCUAAAGAUUAUCGCAAAGUGGUUUUUUGUAUGGACAGGUGUCUGGACGAAGCUCCGGUUUGCGAAAAAUACAAAUUAAAAAAGGCCGAAUGUUUGGCAUAUCUGGGAAGAUGCCAAGAAGCCCAAGAAAUCGCGAAUGACAUCUUGCGUUCAAGCAAAGGGAGCGCGGAUGCCAUAUUCGUCAGGGGUCUGUGUUUAUAUUACGACGAUAACAUAGACAAGGCGUUUACGCACUUUCAGCAAGUCCUCCGUUUCGCUCCGGAUCAUUCCAAGGCAAUGGAUCAAUACAAGCGUGCUAAGCAGUUGAAAAAAAAGAAGGAGGACGGCAAUGAAGCUUUCAAACUCUGCAGGUUUUCCGAGGCAAUUAACUUGUAUACGGAGGCUCUUGCCAUCGAUCCCCUAAACAAAAAGACAAAUGCAAAAUUGUAUUUCAAUAGGGCGAACGCAUAUUUCCGAUUGACGAAGCCGCGGGAGGCGGUUCAGGAUUGUACGCACGCGUUAUUUCUCGACGAAAGUUACCUCAAAGCAUUGCUUCGUCGGGCCAAGUGCUACAUGGACCUGGAGGAAUACGAGGAGGCGGUCAAAGACUACGAGAAGGCUUGCAAAAUCGACAAGAAUAGAGAAAACAAAAGACUGUUGCAGGACGCCAAAUUCGCUUUGAAGAAGAGUAAGCGAAAGGAUUACUACAAAAUUUUGGGGGUGGACAAGGGCGCCAGCGAGGACGACAUCAAGAAAGCUUACAGGAAAAGAGCGUUGGUCCAUCAUCCAGAUAGACACGCGCACGCCACCGAUCUGGAGAAAAAGGAACAGGAGAAGAAGUUCAAGGAAAUCGGAGAGGCUUACGGCAUCUUAUCUGAUCCGAAAAAAAAGGCUCGUUACGACAGCGGCCAGGACAUCGAAGAUUACAAUCAAGGAAUGUCAGAUAUAGACCCGACGCAAAUUUUCCAGACGUUCUUCAGCACGGGCGGACACGGCAACGGGGCGGAGUUCAACAUGAAUGGGUUCCCGGGAGGAUUCUCUUUUCAAUUCGGUUAACGCGAUUUUCGCGUUCUUUUGACUUGUUAGCUUGUGUACAUUCCGACCUAAUUAAAUUGUAACUAGCUCCCUCUUCCGGUAACCAACACCUCAUUAUUCAGUAUGCUAUAUUUAUCAGUUAGUGUUGCGCAUGCGCGUUAUUUGAUAAUUUUGUUGUUUGCCCUAUAAUGUACCCCAGAGGUGAAUACAAUAUAGACGAAUAAUAGAAGGUUUCUCUAUUCCCUUUACA
Molecule: messenger RNA, 1791 nt
Organism: Cylas formicarius (sweet potato weevil)
Lineage: Eukaryota; Metazoa; Arthropoda; Insecta; Coleoptera; Brentidae
Gene: Tpr2
Product: dnaJ homolog subfamily C member 7
Exons: 8
Coding region: 75-1562 (495 amino acids)
Molecular function (GO): protein binding
Source: RefSeq, a predicted model, not a curated record